Photinus pyralis (common eastern firefly) is the source of this 2368-nucleotide messenger RNA. RefSeq lists its product as uncharacterized. Lineage: Eukaryota; Metazoa; Arthropoda; Insecta; Coleoptera; Lampyridae. Gene Ontology annotation, cellular component: nucleus. Gene Ontology annotation, molecular function: DNA binding. Bases 422 to 2218 code for a protein of 598 amino acids. The transcript is spliced from 2 exons. The record is from RefSeq and is a predicted model, not a curated record.
UUUGCCCAUUAAGCCAAACUUUGCCCACAUGCUAGGCAAUUUAAAAAAUUCGAAAUUAUCCAUUUGGCAACUGUGGCAAUGGUGAAUGCGUGGGGGUAUGCAUGUUCAAGGUUGAUAGCAUGUGUAAAACUGCUCACAUGCAUUUCUCGAGUGCGCGUGGUGACACAUAGUUCGCAGGUAAAUAUUACUCUUUUUUGUCUUAUUUUUUACGUAAAUUGUAAGGUUUGGUGCGGGAUACGUAUUUGGGUUGUAGUUUUGAGCUAUUGACAGUAGUUUUAUAUGACCAUUAAUUACUUCAAUAUAUCCACAGAUUAAUAUUUAAAAAAUUAUUUUUUUAUAAAUUUGAAAAAAUAAAAGUGGGCAAUGUUAUCCGCAAUUUUGUGAUGAAACCUAAGAUUUAUUUUCAAACAAUUAUACGUCAAUGAUCGUAACUUAUAGCAUCGACAUAAUUAUUUCAGCAAUGGGAAAGUAUAAAAGACGGCUAGGGGCGCGAAAAUAUAUGGACUACGAAGCUAGUGCAUUAGAAAGGGCCUUGCAAGCAAUGAAAGAGGGGAUGAGCAGUCGGAGGGCUGAAACCCUGUACAACAUCCCGAGAAGGACGUUGUUGAAUAAAAUGAAACAUAUACACACCGGCGAUGUUGGUCGACCAAAGAGUCUUUCUCAAGCAGAAGAAAGAAGCUUAGUGGACGUCCUAAUAGCAAGUGCAGAAUUUGGGAGUCCUAUGACAGAACUAGACCUAAGAAUGCUGGUUAGAAAUUAUCUGGACCAAAAGGGGAUCUCUCUGACUUGUUUUAAAGAAAAUUUGCCAGGAAGAGACUGGGUAUAUUUGUUCUUGAAGAGGAACAAAACCAAACUAACGAAAAGGACCUGCCAGAAUAUUAAAAGAUGCCGCGCUGAAAAAACCUCAGAAGAGUUUGAAAGUUAUUUUCAAAAUUUAGAGACGACUCUGCAAGAUGUUCCUCCUCAAAAUAUUUUGAAUUAUGAUGAGACCAACCUAAGCGAUAACCCAGGAACCACGAAGUGCAUAUUUUUCCGAGGAACCAAAUAUCCCGAACGACGAAUGAACACCACUAAAAGUGCCAUUUCUCUUAUGUUCUCAGCAACCGCAGCUGGUGAACUCUUGCCAUGUUAUGUAGUGUACAAAGCCGAGCGAAUGUACAGUUCUUGGAUAGAAGGAGGUCCACCCAACACAAUUUAUAACAGAACGAAAAGUGGAUGGUUUGACGCUGGUACAUUUGUUGAUUAUUUUAAUAAAGUUGUGAUUCCUUGGGCAAGAAGAUUAAAAGGACCCAAAGUUGUUAUAGGGGAUAAUUUAUCCUCUCACCUUAAUGUUGAUGUGUUGCUUGCCUGUCAAAGGAACAACAUCCGUUUUGUCUUUCUACCUCCGAAUUCGACCCACAUAACACAGCCUUUGGAUGUCAGUUUCUUUGGGCCCUUAAAAAAGGCUUGGCGGACAAUCUUGCAAGAUGUCAAACUAAAAUAUCCCUCUCAAAACUGUGUGGAGAAAUCGUUUUUCCCAGGUCUUUUGGCCAAGCUAAUAAAGACGAUCGAACUGAAGUCGGAGAAGAAUAUAAAAAAUGGAUUUAGAGCGACUGGAAUUGUCCCCCUUUGUCCUGAUGAAGUUUUAAAGAAAAUGCCCACAGCAAGGUACAAAGAAAGAGUUUCACGAGAAAUUGAUAAUUCCUUAUUAGACUUUUUGCAAUCCCAAAAUAAACGCGGCGAAAGGGUUCAAAGGAAUAAAAAGAAAAUGUUGCACGUUGAACCUGGAGCAUCAGUUUCAGUGGCAGAUCUCCCCAUUGCCCAGAAUAAAACAAGCGUAGAAUAUGAAGUUCCGGCCAUAGAAUCUGAAGUUCAGGAUGCAGAACCUGAAGUUGACAGCGUAGAAUCUGAAGUUGAGGACGUAGAAUCAGAAGUUCAGACUAGAAGCGACCCUGAAGAAAGACAAAUAAAAGUUGGCGACCACGUAGUUGUAGAGAUUAAAGGAAAAAAGUUUCUAAAAUACCAUUAUGUGGCAGUUGUGUUAGAAACAGAUGAUGAAAACGACUCGCUUUUUGUGAAGUUUAUGAAGAAAGGCCUGGCUGGUUUUAUAUUUCCUCCCAUGGAGGAUACAUCUAUAAUUAACAUUUCAGAUGUCAAACAAGUUUUGACGCAGGGGACUGAGAAACGGAGGGGAAUUUAUAUUUUUAGUGAUAUAAAACCCAGUUUUAAUUUAAAGUAAAAUGUUGAACCUUGUUUUUAUGUAUCUACCUACCUUAGAGUGAUAUUUUACGUUUUAUUUUAUGUUUAAUAUUUAGAAUCUAAAUUUUGUUUUAUAGUUCUUAAGAAUUUUUGUUUAGUUUUAAGCGUUUUGACAAAAUAUAUUGGUAUU